AUGGAAAUGCUGCCAGUGGAUGAGGUAUCAAGAUCAGCGUACCGACGCGUCAAGUCCCUCGUCCUAUUGCUUGUCUGUGCGCUUGUUGGCGUGGCGGCCACUCGCAUAUCUCGGCCGACCAGCCCCAGCGGACUAGAACAGAGUCCGCUGGUGACGCUACAGGCGCUGGUGGGGGGCGAGACUAUGCUGCCCUGCGACGUGGCGCCCCCAACACCAGGGGACGCCCCCCUCCUCGUGCUCUUCUUCUAUGGCAACAAAGCAACUCCUGUCUACAGCGUGGACGCGCGUGGGUCGAGCGUGUACAACGGCUACCACUGGAGCGACGCGGACCAGCUCGGGGACAGGGCCCACGUGAAGCUCUCCCCCGGUGGCAACAACGGCAUGGUGCUGGCCCGCCUCGUGGUAGAGGACGCGGGACAGUACAGAUGCCGAGUCGACUUCCGGGCCUCUCCCACCAGGAAUAUGAGGAUAAAUCUUACUAUUAUAGUGCCGCCCCGGCACCUGCUGAUCACGAGCAGCUGGGACGAGGGUCGCGUGGUGGAGGGCAACAUCGGCCCCUACCCUCAGGGGGCGGACCUUACCCUCACCUGCCAGGUUACCGGGGGAAUACCGCGGCCACAGAUGCAGUGGCUCCAGGGAGACAGGAUCCUGGACAAUACCACAGAAGUCCAGACCGACCAAGUGACUCGAAAUUCGCUGCGUCUGCCGCGACUAAGCAGAAACGACUUACUGCGCAAGCUGACUUGCCUAGCACAGAACAACAACAUCAGCGAGCCUCUCACGGGCGCUGUCGUGGUCGACAUUGCGUUUCCCCCCAGCUCGGUGAAGAUAUGGGCUAAAAGUAAUUUCAUGCGAGCGGACAAAAUCCCCGAACGAAUGUUAACAACAUCUUCAACUUCAUCGUCGUCUAUUCAAAGCUCUUCGUUCUCGGUUUCAUCGGCCAAGCCGAAGUCAUCGUUGCCGCACGAGGUCGUGACUGUCAUAGCCGAAGAGGAGGCCACUUUGGUGUGCGAGUCAACGGGCGGUCGGCCGCAAGCGCGACUUCACUGGAUGAUGAACGGGCAGGCCGUGUCAGAGGAUCUCGUGACCAGUAACUUUUUGCCAGGCAAUCGAAGAGGAGAAGGCAGGGCAAGUUCUUCUAGUACAGUCAGUGUGUCCUCCCUCAAAUUCGUGCCUUCUUUUGCUGAUCAUUCUGCCUUGGUCAACUGCCGUGCUGAAACGCCGAGGCUGCCCAAUGAAGCGCUUGAAGAACAGGUCGUUCUCAACGUGCUAUAUCGACCAGUUCUGUCGCUGUCGUUCGAGUCGACGCUCUCCUCGGACGACCUCACCGAGGGGGACGAGUUUGUGCUGAGCUGCAGUGUGCACGCAAACCCUCCUGCUGGCGACGUACAGUGGGCCAGAGAGGGCGUGCCGCUGUUGGGCAACGCGACGACAGGCGUGACGGUGAUGGGGUGGCGGGUGGCGGUACAGGGCGCGUCCCGCCGCCUGUCGGGGGCCUACACCUGCGCCGCCGCCAACUCCCUGGGCGCCGCCACCUCCCACCCCCUCACCCUCAACAUCAAGUAUGCCCCGGUCUGCAAGGAGGACCAGCAGAAACAGUACGGCACUGGUAUCCAGGAGCAAGUAGCCGUCACGUGUACAGUAGACAGCUACCCACCACCAACAUCUUUUAGGUGGGCGUUCAACAGAUCCCAGGAGGCGAUGGACAUACCACGCAACACUUACUCUAUGACGGAUCAAAGUAGCGCGCUCAUGUACACGCCCAGAACUGAGAUGGAUUUUGGCUCGCUUCUUUGCUGGGCAGCGAACGAGGUGGGCGUCAUGGACCAGCCGUGUGUGCUCAGAGUCGUCCCUGCUGCUAAACCAGAGCCAGUGGGCAAUUGCGACGUGAUCAACAACAACUCGAUGUCGGCGAGUGAAGCGGUGGUAUCGUGCACGCCGGGCUGGGAUGGCGGCCUCGAACAAUCCUUUACCCUCGAAGUGAGGGAAUCUAAGAACAAGCACUCGAGAAUUCUAGCGUCGGUGCAGCACUCUCCACUGCCCUAUUUUAACUUGAAGGGCCUAAAGCCGAGAGAACACUACUUGUUUAUCGUGACGGCAGUAAACUCCCGAGGUACUAGCCCUCCGGUAACGGUUUCUUACAUUACCCCCUUCAGGGAGCUGCCAUCCAUUGCCUCCCACACGGCGGAUAGCGCUACGUGGAUCUCCUGGACGUCGUUUGUGGCCGUUAUCUUUGGUGCCAUGCUCAGUAUUCUGUCGUGCCUCUGCGCGGUGCUUGGUCUCAUGAAGUUUAAAUCGUCGGCGGGCAACACCGCGGCUCCAAAACCCUCGACUUUGUCACCUUUUCCGCCGCCACUUAAAGCCGCUCCUGGUCGCGACUCCGGCUGUGAUGAACGGGCCUCCAGAAAAAGCUCGUUGACUGGAAUGGGAUCUUCAAACGUAAUCUGCAGUGCUUAUCUGAAUAACGGCAGCAAGUCGAAGGCGAUUGAGUUCCGGCACGAUUGCGAUGGUUUCGAUGACCGUUGCGGCUCGACUUCUUCGAGUUACUGCAGGCUCGACAAGCAGUUCCACAGCUCAUCGACCGACGUUACUUUCUGUAAACUUGACAGGAACGUCAAUUUUUACAGUCUGCGGCGCAACGUGAAUCUUUAUAAGGAGGAUUCUCCGACGACGGAAUAUCGGGCCGUCGAUCGGACGUUCCACCGCGCCGUGACCGACAGAAAUUUGCGAAGCUCGGGAAGUGAUGUGAGAAUUGUCGGUGAUUCUUGCGCGUCCUCCGCCCGUCCACAAGCCUCCUCAGUGCAUUGCUAUAGGGACCGAUUUUCUUGUGACGAAGGGCGAUUUCUUUCUAAUGAGAGCCGAUUUCCGACGCCAGAUGACAACCCAUAUCCACACCAGGAGCGACGAUAUGUGCCUGAUGAUGGUCGAUAUUUCGCUGAUGACGGACGAUACAAUAUCAGUAGCGUAAGCGCGACUCUCAAGACUUGUGGGAACGACAACGUGUAUCAUUGAGUUUCUGACGUGAAUUCAUUUUCCAGAAAUAUACCCUAUUUCUAGGGUGGUUGUCAGAAAUAUGAACUUUACACGUGAUUCAGAAUUUUUUCGGAGCAAAGUGAGAAGACCAUCAACGACGUAAUGCUCAACUUUUAAUUAAAACGUAAUUAAACAAGCCUGCAUUUCGACUUUGCGUUGAAAAUUGAAAAUGUAGGGAUAAACAAAUAGGAAUCUCAGGAAAAAGAGCAUAUCAAUGUACUGUAAAUCCUAGUAAACUAAGCUCGUGUAUUAGACCUGACAAUAUAAUGGAUUUACUCUUGUAAUUUGUAAAAACGAAUGUUUGAAAAUCCUAUACAUUCCUUCAUUUGACUUUCAAAUUUUUACUGCUAUUUUCAGUGGUAAAUUUAAACAUUGAUAUUAUUGUUUACACCGUUUGUACGAGAGGUGCAUUACUUCCUGCAUUUUAACAACAAUGAAAAUAAUACAACACUUAAAUCUAAUAAAAGCACAAUCUUGCGUUUAUAACAUUCUGCACCAUUUCCUUCACUUUCUGAAAAUGUUCAUCAAUGUAUUUCCUCUGCAUGUCUUCCAUUCUCUAAAUGGUUGGUGAUGCACAUCAUUGUUAUUGAUGUUUUUAUGUAAAUACCGAUGUUACUUGUUGUGAAAUUGCUAUUCUACGACUAUUAACGUAAAAUAAAUGUCCCUCGAUUGAGUGAAUCCCACUCCUAAGCAAACAAGUCAAUAUAGGAAAGUGCGUUGAGUAUUUACUUUCGCAAUUCGUUCUCUGUUAUAUAAAAAAUACGGAUAUUUCAAUUAUGGGAUGUUACAUUCGGAAAUUUUAACGCAUAGUUUUUUGGUAUUUUGCCGAACAUGAAUUCUAUAAUGAUAAAUGCUAAUAGAAGACAGACGAUUUUAUUUUUCGUGUAGCAAGUUCAUUUCGUUCUGCGACUGUUUGCUGUGCCAGUGAAACGGUCGUAGCGCCUGCCUCAUCUCGGCACUUAAAGCUGAGGCGGCCGUGCCUCGUAAACGGCGCUAAUUCCCCACGCGGAGCACGGCAAUUGUUCGGGACGUUGACGAGCUCAGCAAACUGAAGAAGUAAAGGCGUUCAAAGAAGUACCUUUAAAAGUGUUUUAUUAGUUGAACUUAACACACUCAAGAAUUUCUUGGACUGAGCUACGCUGCAUUAUAUUGUUGAAAGAAAUAAAGAUCAAUUUAUCGAAUAGUAUUAAUAUUAUGAAAGUACCACUUCAGAUUGAAGGAAAGCAUCAUUCAGAUUAUAAACCUUGAUUGUGGUUCUCAGGUUGAUGACAUUGAUGAAAAAUUCUGUGGCAUUUAGGAUACAUAAUACAAUUUUCUUGUCCAAGCUACGCAUUUUAGGGUAAAAAAUUGCAGUGUUAGGUGAUCAAAGGCAGCAAACGAAUGAUUUUGCAGAUGCACAUUCAUCAGUCAGGCAAAACGAUCAGAUUAACUCUUAAUUUAAUCGAUUGUGGCUUUGAUACUACGUACAUUAAAUAUUUUAAGUCAUUUAUGAAAUUAAUAAUUUCAUGAAAUGAAGGCAUUGCGAACAUACCUUUUUCUCUAUUUGUGCAUUCAUAAAUGUCCUCAGUGAGAGAAUGGAUAUAAUGCACAGGUCCAGCGAAUAUAAAAAUUCUGAUCGUCGAUCACUACUCGAUUGUUUAAAUGCAGGCGCGUGACAAGGCAAUGCAGUUUAUGCAAGGUUUUUCACACAGAAUACUGUAAAUUAACUUUGCUAAACUUGUUGGUUCAACAUAAUUGUACCCGGAAUAUUGAAUGGGAGUCGUCAGUAUGUGUAGUUCUGUCACUUAAGAUAAUCGUUGUGUAUCUCAUGGAUUCGGUGCUCAAACAAAUAUACGU
This is a messenger RNA of Hyalella azteca, 4869 nucleotides long. Its product is annotated as hemicentin-2. NCBI's taxonomy places the organism in Eukaryota, Metazoa, Arthropoda, Malacostraca, Amphipoda, Hyalellidae. The coding region runs from base 1 to 3012 and encodes 1003 amino acids. Gene Ontology annotation, molecular function: protein binding. The transcript is spliced from 12 exons. The record is from RefSeq and is a predicted model, not a curated record.